GAAACUGAUAGAGCGUUAAGUGGAAGAACAGCAUUGCUGUGAAAAUCUAAUACACAACUUCCUCAUUUUCAUUUCAAGGAGAAAGCAGCAGAGACUGAGAAGAUCAAACACGAGAGGGACGCUCAAGGAGUGGACAUGAUAUCACAGUUUUCCUGGACUAAUAUAUGGUGUAUUGAUUGAGCACUCCAUAGUCCUGGAGUACUAUGAACCCAGCUUGUAUGAUGACACGCCCCUCAUUGGGCAUGUAAACCGCUGGGAGGACUUACACAAAAUAGGCAGAAUGAUGUAAGGGGCGUUCUGCCUAUAGAAGACCAGUGACACUGGACUGAGAAGGAAGCUGGUGACAGUGCUUAGGCACGAAGAGGAUAGAUUCCUUAUCAUCUGCAUGACCACACUGUCGGUUUUGAUAUAACCACAUUACUCUUUUGAAUCUUCACGUGCUAUUUCUUGGUUAAGAUAGGAUCAAGUAACCCUACUACAAUCCAAUAUUAACACGUAAAUGUGGUUGACUCAAGAAGAUGAUUCAUCAUCCCAUCUGGUAAUCUUGAAACUUCAUUCAGUUCAAAAGGAAAAAAAAUGUAUUUCUGGCUCCAGCUGCUUUUUGGAACAUUUUUCGUAUCACUUGUGACUGGACGUGGGUAUAGAAACUGCAUUCAAAAAUUUGAGAGUAAUGACACUUUUAUUUGUGUAAAUCGUCUUAAGGUAACCAUACAGAAAGUGGUGUUUGAUCUACCUCCAGACACACGGAAUCUCACCAUAUCACGUAACAUCAUCAAAAGGCUGCCUUAUGGUAGUUUUGGAAAUUUAACCAAACUACAGUAUCUGAAAUUGGAUCAUAACGACCUGGAGAGCCUCAGUCCUGGAGCUUUCAGUGACUUAAUUAAUUUGAACUACUUGAAUUUGUCCUAUAACCAAAUACCCAGUCUGUCCUUGGGGGUCUUUAUUGGGCUUGAAAACUUAAGGUACCUCUAUGUUCAGAACAACUUAAUUGCCUUCUUACAUCCCGAGGUAUUUGGUCCACUCUUUAAUUUAAAAAGUCUUAACCUGUCAAAAAAUGUUUUGUCCGACUUCUCAGAAGUUGUAAACUCAAUUCAACCAUUGCAUAAUCUAAAGUCUCUUUUGCUGUGCAGUAAUGAUAUCCGUUUCUUAAAUCAUGUUCAUAAACUUCCCAGCUAUUUAUCGACAGUUUUGCUUUGCAAAAACAAUCUACAGGAGUUGAAUUGCCACCAAGACUUCUUUGAAAACGUCUCUUCUCUUGACCUGUCAUACAAUAACAUAACCACAUCCUCCAUACAAAAUGUAAACUUGAGUAGGGUUAAAUAUCUACUUGUAGCUUCUAAUCCUCACUUUGAUGUACUGAAAUAUUUGGACAAUUCCACGAUAAAGCCUGAGAACAUUGAUUAUUCCGGAUUACAAUUAAACACGUCUUCUAAAUUAAGCCAAGUGUGCCAACAUUUAAUGGGCAAAAACAUUUCUACCUUGAACUUGCUUGAAAACGGAAUUAAGCAUUUGUCAGAAAACAUUCUCGAAAACUGCAGUCUGAGUGAUACAGUGGAUUUAUCAAGGAAUAGACUUAAAGAUAUUGUAUGUUUGAAGUUCCUUAAACCCCCUAGACUAAAAUCAUUAAUUGUGGAACAUAAUCUCCUAAAAAAACUCAUAGACUGCGGCAAAGCUGCCCAGUUUCCAAAUCUCAAGUCAAUCUCAUUGCGAUAUAACAGGAUAUGGUCUCUGGAACCCUAUGCAUUUGCCUUCUCUCCUAAUCUAGAAGAACUGAAAUUAAAUAUCAACAACAUCAUUUUUUUGGAUAGGCAUACAUUUUGGGGCUUAUAUAAGCUAAAGUCAUUGCGCUUGGACAAUAAUUUAUUAACUGAUCUAUACACAAGCACAUUUAUAUAUUUAACAGAGCUUACAAGUCUCAAUCUCCGUAAUAAUCGCGUGGCAGUUAUUUUUGAUAACGUGUUCCAUUAUCUACCUAACCUAACUAUCUUGGAUCUUGGUGGUAACAAGAUUACACAGGUUAAACCCGAGGGAUUUAACGGUCUCAAACGUCUUUCCAAAUUGUAUCUUGACAGAAACCAGAUUAUAACAAUUACUGGAGAAAUGUUUAGUGGUGUGGAGACAACAUUACAGGUUCUCGAUCUGAUGGCCAAUCAGCUGCAUUUUGAUUCGUCAAGAGAGGAAAAAUCUCCCUUUUUAAACCUUAGUAAAGUUUAUGAUCUGAAACUUCAGGCCCAGCAACCAUUUGGUCUAACUGUCAUCCCUAGAAAAUUCUUCAGCGGGUUGACCUCCCUCCAAGCUCUUUAUUUGUCACAAAAUCGUCUUGCAUAUCUAAGUUCUGAUACAUUUCAGGGACUCGGCAAUUUAAAGUUCCUCAGUUUGGGGGAAGACUGCAAUGGCAUCCAAAAUCUCUCUCCAGGAAUUUUUAGCAACCUAAGCAGCUUAGAAGUCUUAGACCUUGAAAACAUGUGCCUUCAAACGUUGGACAAAGAUAUCUUUUUAAACCUUACCAGUCUUAAAAGACUUCAGCUGACAAAAAAUGCUUUAAGGGCAAUAAAUGUUAGCCUAUUAGAAAACAUGACCAACUUGCAGUAUCUUGAUUUAUGGAAGUGUCCAUUGACAUGCACAUGUGAUAAUGAAGAGCUACGGAACUGGCUGAUAAAGUCUUCAGCGCAGGUUGUGUAUGUCUAUAAUCUGACAUGUCCCAAUGACCCAUAUUCUUAUUUUCAUAAUUUUGACAUCAGCGUCUGUGAUAGAAUUCUCAAAGAAAUAUUGUUUGGCUGUAGCACCGUGUUGGUGUUACUCCUCAUGCUCAUACCGAUUCUCUACAGCAAGUAUUAUUGGCGCAUCCGAUACAACUACUUCCUUUUCCUUUCUUGGCUGCACGAACGAUGGAGCUCAGACAAGGAUCUCUAUAAGUAUGAUGCUUUUGUUUCCUACAAUACCAUGGAUGAAGAAUGGGUGUAUCAAAACAUGUUGCCUGUGCUAGAGAAUAGUAGUUCAUCCAAUGGACUUCGUCUUUGUCUUCACCAUCGAGACUUUCAGUUGGGCAGGUAUAUCAUUGACAACAUCGUGGACAGUAUUCACAGUAGUCGAAAAACUCUCUGCGUCGUAAGCAGAAGCUACCUUAAAAGUGAAUGGUGCUCUUUGGAGAUGCAGCUGGCUAGUUAUAAACUGUUUGAUGAAAUGCGGGAUGUCCUUGUCCUGAUAUUUUUGGAGAACAUUCCAGAGAGGGAGCUUUCUACCUACCAUCGUAUGAGAAAGGUGAUGUUGAAAAAGACAUACAUCCAAUGGUCUGAAGAGCCCGAGGCACAAAAACUUUUUUGGGCUCAACUUAUAAAAGCACUAAAGGGCUCCACCACAGAGGAUGUUGAACAUUCCUUGUUAAGUACUGAUGAUCAAAUAUCCCUUAUAUCAAGCUGACAUAUUGAUGGGGGAAGCCUUAGGUAACUUACAAAAGUUUUCCUCUGUAUUUUAUCCUUUCAGAACACUAGUGAAGAUUGCCCAUGCAUAAAUAUCUACAAUCAAGAUAAUUACAGUCUAUUAAGAAUGCAGGUGUGAAAAUUCAUUAAGAAUUCUACAUUUACCAUAAAGAGCAAUUUCUUCUAUGCUGGAAUCUUCAAACUUUAUUAGGGAGUCCCAGAAUGUUCAAACAUCUCUAAAUUGAACAUGAAAUGCUUCUAAUAAUUUGAAAUAGUUCUCUUGAUUGCAAUUUAUAUUUAAUGAUCAUGUAAAUAUAUAUUCAUUAAGAUGGAUGAAUGGCAAUAAAAUAGUUUUUCUUAGACAUGCUGUACAAUUUUGCUAAUAAAAAUAACAAUUCAAAAACUUA
Messenger RNA from Rana temporaria (common frog), 3826 nucleotides. Its product is annotated as toll-like receptor 13. The transcript is spliced from 3 exons. Bases 577 to 3420 code for a protein of 947 amino acids. Gene Ontology annotation, biological process: toll-like receptor signaling pathway; immune response. NCBI's taxonomy places the organism in Eukaryota, Metazoa, Chordata, Amphibia, Anura, Ranidae. Gene Ontology annotation, cellular component: membrane. Gene Ontology annotation, molecular function: transmembrane signaling receptor activity; protein binding. The record is from RefSeq and is a predicted model, not a curated record.